CAUCAGCCUGUGACGUUUGAAUUUUGGCUAGUGAUCGAAAAGCGCGCGGGUGUUGUGCGCGUCCUUUUGACAUCUCAACAGUGACCGGUCGGACGCGGCAAAAGACGUUACAUAAUUUGAGAAAAGUUCAACGAUCUACUAUUAUAUUUUAGUGAAUAGUGAAUAUAUAUUAUAAAAUAAUUUGACACUUGAAUGCGGUAAACUGACGCCAUGGACAAGCCAACUAUGCAUAUGCUCUCCGUCCAGGAGAAGGGCGGAGAGACGAGGAAGACCAAUCAAUAUAUCGCUGCUGUUGCUGCCGCAAUAGGGGCUGUAGCAGCCGGCACCAUACUCGGCUGGACAUCACCAGCGUUGCCACAACUGGAGCCUCCAAAAAACACCAGUGAAUUUAUUGAGAGAGAUAUAUUUGCCCUAAAUGACACGAACACAACCGACAUUCUCAUAAAUUCAUUGGGGCAGCAAGCUGACUUUCUUCUGGAUACUAAAGACAGUUCUCUUGUCUCAUCGGUGCUGGCAAUUGGUGCUGCCAUCAGCGCCUUACCCGUCGGCGUCUUCGCACAAAAGUUUGGACGUAGACCAACCAUUCUCAUAUUGGCUGGACCAUUUAUUCUGAGUUGGUUGCUGACAAUCUUCGCCAAUGGAGCGGGGAUGCUGAUCGCUGCUAGAUUCUUUGCUGGACUAGCUACUGGUGGUAUUUGCGUAGCAGCGCCAAUGUACAUUGGUGAAAUAGCUGAGACAUCCAUUCGUGGGUCAUUGGGAGCUUUCUUUCAGCUGUUCUUGACUGUUGGUAUCCUGUUUACGUUCGUGGUGGGUGGUUGGACUCACUGGAGGACUUUGUCCAUUGUAUCCGCUGUUAUACCAAUCCUGCUUAUUGUUGUGUUUUGGUGGAUGCCAGAAACACCUCAAUAUUUACUUGGAAAGAAUAGACGACACGAUGCUGAGAAGGCGUUGAGAUGGCUCCGCGGGCCUGAUGCUGACCUUACUACUGAACUUGAGGAUAUGCAGAAAGAGGUUGACAACGCAUCACGUCUCAAAGGUGGUAUUCUUCACAUGCUCACCAGCCGCGCGCCCCUUAUGGCGUUCAUCUGCUCCUUGGGCCUCAUGUUCUUCCAGCAAUUUAGUGGAAUCAACGCUGUCAUCUUCUACACGAACCAAAUCUUCGCUUCCGCCGGGUCUGAUAUUCCAGCCGUCAUCGCCACCAUCAUUGUCGGGGUGGUUCAAACCAUUGCCACAUACAUUUCCUCCUUGCUUAUCGAAAGAGCCGGUCGGAGAAUUCUCCUUCUCCAAAGCUGUAUCAUCAUGGGCCUCUGCCUUAUUAUCCUGGGAACGUAUUUCAAACUGCAAGAGGACGGAAGUAAUGUAUCUUCUUUUGGUUGGAUUCCGUUGGUCUGCUUGGUCCUCUUCAUUAUUUCCUUCUCUUUGGGCUUCGGUCCCAUACCCUGGAUGAUGAUGUCUGAACUCUUCCCCGUCGAAUUCCGUGGUACUGCAUCAGGGAUUACUGUGAUCACCAACUGGAUGCUGGUCUUUAUAGUAACCCUGUGUUUCCCCUUGAUGAAAAAUGCGAUCGGUAUUUACAGUUGUUUCUGGUUCUUCGCCGGUUUCAUGAUUGUGUGCGUGUUUUUCGUUUUCUUCUUGAUCCCAGAGACAAAGGGCAAGACUGUUACCCAGAUUCAGACCAUUUUGGGCGGCAAGGCAUAGUUUUUGGUUUUCGAAAGUAUUUGGACGACAUUUAUGAGCUAUGUUUUUGAGAGGGUCGUCAAAAGUUUUAGCGCAGUAUUAUUUAAAACAUUAUAUUAAGGCGUUAAUUAGAUACAGAAUCGAGACUUUACGCUCUAAGUGUGACUCUUUUGUACGUCAAAAAUGUAAUGAAUUUGGCAUAUGGAAGUUGAUGAAUCCCGUUUCUGAAUCUUAAAGUAGGACUAGACGCCCUAGAUUGAACACGGAGCAAAAUAAAUAAUACUCAAAAUUCAGUGAUUUCUUACAUACCAAUGGUGUUCACUUUUAACAAAACUAUUUAUAAGAAGAUAAUGCUGCCUAAGACGCACCCUGUAACAACAGAACGAAUGAAUUAAGACAUUAUUAUGUGAAUUUUAUUAUAUGACGUAUGAUUGUGAUAUUGUUUUUAAUUUAUAAGUAUGAACAGUUAGUGAUAGUUAAUGUAGUACUUACUGUGGACUUAGACGUGCCAAAUAUUUGUUGUUUUUUAUUUUAACUGUUAACUCGGAACUACUAAUUGUUAUUUUAUCGAUGUUUUAAAAUUUUAUGAAUUGUGAAAUGGCUUUAGAAUAU
Pieris rapae (cabbage white) is the source of this 2289-nucleotide messenger RNA. Its product is annotated as facilitated trehalose transporter Tret1. Gene Ontology annotation, cellular component: membrane. The coding region runs from base 211 to 1698 and encodes 495 amino acids. Gene Ontology annotation, molecular function: sugar transmembrane transporter activity. The record is from RefSeq and is a predicted model, not a curated record. The transcript has 7 exons. Gene Ontology annotation, biological process: carbohydrate transport; transmembrane transport. NCBI's taxonomy places the organism in Eukaryota, Metazoa, Arthropoda, Insecta, Lepidoptera, Pieridae.